AUGCAAUGUUUGGAAUUGGAGUUGCGGAAGGAAAACAUAAAGCUGUCGAUGCUACAAGAGAAGCGGUUAAUUGCAAAUUACUUGAAGCAUCAUGGUCCGCCUUAUGCAAAUGGAAAUAUUCAUAUCGGGCAUGCUUUGAAUAAAAUUUUAAAAGAUUUUGCUCUUCGAUUUUACAAUAUGAAUGGAUAUGCUACCGAAUAUUUACCAGGAAAAAAUUUAAUUUAUUAUGACUUAAAACCGGUGCUUUGAUCAUGAUCAAGUAAAACUGCUUUAGCGGACGCGGAAAUCACCUAUAAAAAUAAAAAAUGCGAUUCUACUAUUACAAGCGGAACGGGAGUCGUUCAUAUUGCUCCCGCUCAUGGUCCAGAGGAUUAUUUAUUAGCUAAAAAAUUUGAAAUUAAAUUUAAUAUUAAUAUCAAUGAGCAUGAGCAACAAGAUGCAUUCGUUAUUAAAAAAGUUUUAACUCACGGUUUUGUUAAUGAUGAAAAAGGAGAAAAAAUGUCUAAAAGUAAAGGAAAUGUCAUUUCUCCAAUAAAAAUAUGUCAAACUUAUGGGGCCGAUGUCCUGCGUCUUUGA
Acanthaster planci (crown-of-thorns starfish) is the source of this 576-nucleotide messenger RNA. RefSeq names its product isoleucine--tRNA ligase-like. The record is from RefSeq and is a predicted model, not a curated record. Lineage: Eukaryota; Metazoa; Echinodermata; Asteroidea; Valvatida; Acanthasteridae.